UUAAAAUGAUAGCUCUUUUUCAAGAAAUCUAUAUAUUUUAAGCUGUUGCAGUUGAUAAUUUGUCACUCAUGACGUAUUCUGCCCCCAUUGAAGAUAAUGAAACCCUCUUUCACCUUUUUAAUAUCUGGCCUUUUUCUGGCUUACGUUGGACAUUCCAUCUGGACAAUUUAUGGGAUCUUUUUUCCUACACCAUGCCCACCAAAAAGUAACUGCAUCAAGCCAUACCUUGCUCAAAAGCCACAGUUAGAGUUAAGGAUUUAUACAUCAUUGAAAGAAACUCUUACCUCGGAGAAGAAUGCCAAGUUGUUAUGGAAGUUGGAUGACUUUGAUCCAAGUGAGAAUAUUGAAAAAACUUUCAAUGUCACUCUCCCUGCGAAGACCAGGAAUAAUGGCACACUAUACGUCCAUGCCCUAGUGUGCCGCAGGGGUCAGUCCCCCUUUGGACCCUGGACAGUGCUGGCGUCCAGCAGGUUGACCACUUAUGCUGUGCCAAAGGCAGAAACUUUUAAUCUAAUGGGCGGUGCAGAAGAGGCACUGCCUAAUACAAGGAUAGUUGGCAAAACUCAGACCCACUGGAGGAAAAAACUAACAGUUAAUGUCAUGAAUGAUGACAUAGCAUUUGAUAGGAUGGGCAUCCCAGGAGAGAUUUACAAAAUACUCAGGGUUUCCCCAAAUGGUGACUAUCUUCCUCUUUUAUACAUUGACCAAUUGGGAUUUAGGAUCAAAGAUAUUUUGGUGGUGAAUGCAAGUUCCAAGGAGAUGCCUCUCACCAUCAACUACUUUCCUAUCUCAGUUGGAAAACUCAGAAUGUGGCUCCACCUGGAGGAAUCAAUGAAUAGUCUGCAUGCUUUAGGAUUUUCAGAGAAGGAUACAGAUGAAGUAAAGGGUAUAUUUGCAGACACUAACUUCUAUUUUUUAGCACUCACCUUUAUUGUGGCAGCAUUCCAUUUACUGUUUGAUUUUCUUGCCUUCAAAAAUGACAUCAGUUACUGGAGAAACAGGGACACAAUGGUAGGGCUGUCGGGGCGUGCAGUCCUGUGGCGAAGUAUAAGCACAUUCAUCAUUUUUCUGUAUUUAAUGGAUGAAGAAACAAGUUUACUGGUUUUAAUUCCUGCAGGCAUUGGUACAAUAAUAGAGAUGUGGAAAGUUACUAAGGCAUUUAAAGUACAGAUUUUAUGGAACGGGUGGAGACCAACUUUCCAGCUUGGAGCCACCUCAGAAAAAGAAAAAGAAACAGCAGCUUUUGAUUCUGAGGCCAUGAAAUAUUUAUCUUAUCUCUUAUACCCAUUGUGUAUUGGUGGGGCAGGGUACUCCCUGAUAUAUGUUCCACACAAAAGUUGGUACUCAUGGUGCAUCCAAAGUUUGGUUAAUGGUGUAUAUGCCUUUGGGUUUUUAUUCAUGCUGCCUCAACUUUUUGUAAACUAUAAGUUAAAAUCUGUAGCCCAUUUACCCUGGCGUGCUUUUAUGUAUAAGGCUUUUAAUACAUUCAUAGAUGACAUAUUUGCCUUCAUCAUUACCAUGCCUACUGCACACAGACUAGCCUGUUUUAGAGAUGACCUGGUCUUCGUUGUUUAUUUAUACCAAAGAUGGCUGUAUCCUGUAGACAAGACCAGGGUGAAUGAAUACGGACAGUCUUUUGAGGAAGAUGAGAAAAAAUCUAAAUAGUUGUAGAAAAAUGAAGAGCAAUAAUUCUUGUGAAUGCAGAUUGCCUUAAAGUUGUGUUCACAGCAAUAUAAUAUAUAGAAGAGUUACAGCUAGUUGAUAAAGACACAUGAUGAACCAUUAACAUUUAUAAAGCAAAUAAAAAUCUCCUUGAAUUCAUCAGUUCUCUCAAUCAUCAAGGUGUACCAUAUCCAAAAGACAUGACAAAAUUAUCAGAAUGGUUUACUCUUCUAUUUUUUUUUGAGUCACUAAGGUCAUGAAAAUUAACACAAACAAAUUUCUUUUGCUGACAGUUUUUGUUAAGUAAAGAUCUUGUGCACUUUGUUGUACACGUAUGCCUUUAAGUAAUUUUUACACAGGAAAAUUUGAUCUUUAAGCUCUGUCAUCAGUCUCUCCUAUUCUGUACUCUCUCUACCCUUAGAUGUCUUUGCAUUCUUAUAUCAAACCCGUUUUACCCCUUUACUAUAUUAAUAACUACUUAAAAAGUUCAAACUUUCCAUGGGAUAAACUGCUGUUGCAUUGUCGGUGAGGGAUACUUUAUCAAUUUGCCUGUUAUCCAGUUAUCCAGAGGGCCAUGUCACAAAAAGUAUGUUUUGGGGCUUUGCUUAGGUUGCUAAAAUGGUAUCGCUAACUACAGAAGUCGAUUGUUUUUUAGUCUAAUCAUCUUUUUUUUAUGACUGGCUGGCAUUUAAUAUGUCAUUAUUGCCACACCUAAGUGGGUCCAUGAGAAUAAUAUGUAUUAUUCAGAAUUUCACGGUUUGGGAUUAUUUCAGGAAAACCAAGUCAUUGACUUAAUUGGUAUCAGUAUUUAUUGUCAUUGCUGUGCUUCUAGGUGAUAUAAUAAACAGAGGUACAGU
Messenger RNA from Lingula anatina, 2519 nucleotides. RefSeq names its product lipid scramblase CLPTM1L. NCBI's taxonomy places the organism in Eukaryota, Metazoa, Brachiopoda, Lingulata, Lingulida, Lingulidae. The record is from RefSeq and is a predicted model, not a curated record. Gene Ontology annotation, cellular component: membrane; endomembrane system.